GUGUGCAUCAUGGCUCAGAUGUGGGAGUGACGCUCGACGCCGCUCUCCGGGUUCAGGGUCACUCGCUCGGUGCCGGGUGAAAAUGGUCCGUGGUGGAUUUCAUUUGGAUUUUCUACCCUCAACGUGUUCGUCCUGCGCGUCCAGCACUCUGCAGUUUUUCAUCUUUGGUCUGAUUCUUGUUUACUACACAACGCCCUCCAGUUCAGGGAGGUGCAGCUCAUCCAAAGACUUUUCCCAAUAUCAGAACUGUCGGAUUCACCCAGAUGGAGUUCAUGAUUUGGAUUGUUUUCGGAGGCGUAAACCACCUGUUACGGUGUGUGUGUGGAAACCAGGGAGGCUCCCAUCGGAAAACACGUACACACUCAUUGUAAAACAACUGCCCAGAAACUAUUGCCGUGUUUACCCCAGCAUCACUAACUUCUCUAAAAAGAUUGAUAUAUUCGUCACGGUCAACAUGACGGUGGAGGUUGUUGAACACAGCAAGUCGGCAAACUGCACAAAAGCAGUUUUCGGGGGCUCCCCAGGGAGCUUAGUGCGGUGUGGUUCUCCAAACGAGGUGACCUUCAGCCGCCGCUCUGGAAGUCUGCUCGUGAACGUCAGCUGGCCCCGGGAGGACGCAAGGGCCAUCAAGAAGUUCUCCGUGAGCUACAAGGCGCCGGGCGGGCGGUCAUGGAGCGAGCCCGUGAUAUCCCAAAAUGCAACGGCGUGCAGGGUGGACAAUCUGAACGCCUCGCUGGUCUACAGCGUCCGGAUACGGUGCGUCACUAGUGAUGGAUGCCCACAGUGUGCAGCGAGUGAGGCCCACACAGUCCCACCAGAACUGACCACCCAGCCGCUCAUUGUCCACCUGCAGGACACCGACAUCAGCGGGAGACGAGGCUCCCGCCUGCUUUCUUUAACCUGGAAGUUUCCCGCCGAAGAGCAGCACGACGGGUACCGCGUGACCGUGGGGAAGGCUUCCGGAGAGGCUCCGCGGGAGGAGAUGAACACCUCCCGCCCGGAGAUCGCGCUCGUCCUCUCCCACUCCGCGUACCACCUCGCCAUCAGCGCCGUGAACAACGCCAGCACCUCCCCGCCCGUCCGCCGGGCGGUACCGCAGCGGGGGGGCGGGCCGCGCCGUGCGGGAGACGGGACACUGAACGUGACGGCCCACGGCAACGCGUCCUUCACCGUCUACUGGAGGGACGACCUGGUCCGGGACUACGUCUGCUACUCCGUGGAGUGGACGAGGAAGGGCCACGCGGCGGCCUACAGGUCCUUCUACCAGAACAAAGGCAACCACAGGAGCUUAUCUUCUCUGCCAGAGCCUUUGGAGCCCUUCACGCGAUACAGCGUCACGCUGCACACGCGGCCCGACAGGGACACCUGCAACAUGAAGCGCGUGAACAACAGCGAGAGCACCUACGGGACGACGCAGUUCUACUCCACCCAAGGAGCUCCCGGCGGCGCUCCCUCCAACAUCAGCAUCUCCCGGGUGACGCUGGAUUCGGCGGCGCUGCGGUGGUCGUCCAUCCCGGAGGAGGACGCCCGAGGCUUCCUGCUGGGCUACAGGAUCCACUACAGCGAGCACCCCCACGGGAGGCCCGGCACCGAGAGAAACGUCACGGUGGAUCCGACGCUGAACAGCUUUGAACUGCGGAACCUCAAGAGCGGCACCGCGUACGAGGUCCAGGUGUCGGGCUUCACCGCGGCAGGGGAAGGAGUCCGAAGCCCGGGGAGCCUGUUCAAGACCAACGAGCAAGAAUCUUCUCAUCUCCGUGGGAUCAUCGCCAUCUUUGCAGUUGUGGCCAGCGUGCUGAUGUUUGGGCCCGUUGUCUUAAGAAGGGCCAAAGGGAUCGUGUGGCCAAGCAUCCCGAACCCGGAGAAGAGCAACGCCAUGCAGAACAUAGACGAGCCGCGCGAGCUGGAACUGCUGGAGCCCAUCACCACCCUGCAGGUGGAGGAGUGGGACACGGCCAGCCUGCGGCUGGAGGAGAAGCAACAUCUGACCCCCAGCUCCGAGGGGGAGGGGACUCUGACUGGAUCCACCGAGACGGCGAGGACUCUGACGGGAGGCCCCGCAGACGCCACGGGGGAGGCGGUCCCGGACGUCCGCGGCGGCCCACUCGCCCCGCCGGGUGGGUACACCACGCUGGACAUGUUUCAGCGGGCCACGGAGAGCCGGACGCAGGACGCGGGGCGGGCGGCGACGGGAAGGAUGGACUACAUCGGACAGUUCAGCACCAGCCUGAUGGUGGACAGCGAGGCGGCGGAGACGUAG
This is a messenger RNA of Pungitius pungitius (ninespine stickleback), 2260 nucleotides long. Its product is annotated as protein sidekick-2. The record is from RefSeq and is a predicted model, not a curated record. The transcript has 16 exons. NCBI's taxonomy places the organism in Eukaryota, Metazoa, Chordata, Actinopteri, Perciformes, Gasterosteidae. Gene Ontology annotation, cellular component: external side of plasma membrane; signaling receptor complex. Gene Ontology annotation, biological process: cytokine-mediated signaling pathway. Gene Ontology annotation, molecular function: cytokine binding; cytokine receptor activity. Bases 83 to 2260 code for a protein of 725 amino acids.